Cololabis saira (Pacific saury) is the source of this 1905-nucleotide messenger RNA. It is a transcript of the gene batf2, whose product is annotated as basic leucine zipper ATF-like transcription factor 2. Bases 197 to 1387 code for a protein of 396 amino acids. NCBI's taxonomy places the organism in Eukaryota, Metazoa, Chordata, Actinopteri, Beloniformes, Belonidae. Gene Ontology annotation, molecular function: DNA-binding transcription factor activity, RNA polymerase II-specific; RNA polymerase II cis-regulatory region sequence-specific DNA binding. Gene Ontology annotation, cellular component: nucleus. Gene Ontology annotation, biological process: regulation of transcription by RNA polymerase II. The record is from RefSeq and is a predicted model, not a curated record. The transcript is spliced from 3 exons.
CGCUGCACACACACCAUCAACAAGUCACCAAGCAAGUAUUACUCUGCAGCCCGCAGACUGGGGAGCAGAGAUCUCCCUGCCAGGAGCAGACACUGGUUUCAACAGGGUGCAACCUAGACGUGCACCGAGGCGGCUCCACCUGCGGGAUGCUGCACGGAUGAUCCGGACCGGGUGACGGUGCUGCAGGACGGUAGACAUGCACUUGUUAUGCAUGGACCCCGGGUACGAGCCCAGCACCCCCGGGUCUCUGUCAGCAGAGGAGUGUCUCAGCAACUCUUCUGGUCUGGACAGGAAUAGAGAUGAUGAACAGCUGCCACCUCGAUCCACCAAAAAACGAGAGAAGAACCGAGACGCGGCGAGGAAAAGUCGACGAAAACAAACGGAGAGAGCAGACGAACUUCACGAGGAACUCCAGGGUCUGGAGCAGUCAAACGCAGCUUUCCAAAAGGAGAUCGCCGCGUUGAGGAAGGAGCUGCGUCACUACGAGACGGCCCUGGAACGGCACAAGCCUCACUGCCGCCUCAGGAGCUGUGGCUCCAGCUCACCUGCCCAACUCUCCGCGUCUUCUCCAGCCGACUGUCAAGCCGGCUCCAGCCUCCCCCAGGCCUCCAACUCGCCCUCCCCGUCACGCUCCGCCCCCUCAAACCCCGGCAGGGGUCUUCAGACCUUCAGCUACGUUGAAAAGGCUCAUCGUUCACCUUCGGCUUCUUCUCCAACGGCUUCAGCCGCAGCCUCUGAAGUCCCGGCUGCCUCCUCUUCCUCCCCCGUCUCCAGUCCAGUGACUAUUCCUUAUUCUGUGUCUUUUUCCACUCAGCCAAGUCCUCACUCUUUGUUCAGCGAACUACCUCCAAUUACGCCACGGCCGGCCAAUGUCCUGCCAGCCUGCGCCAAGCCGGCUCCGGCCCAGACAGUCCACGAAAGCUCCUCGGCAUCGCGCGGUUCCUCGUUCACCAGCCCAGCGUUUGUAAUGGAGCUGGAUUCUUCCCUCACCGCUUCAAGCGGCGUGGAGGCCUCUUUCUCCCCCCUACAGGCCGGAAACACCAGCACAGUAUUACCAGAUAGUUCCUUGACUUAUUCAUGCAACUUCAGUGGAAACCUGACCAGCUCCCACCAGCCGUGUGCACUUUUACCGUCCCCUCUUACCUCACCUUUUGCCCUGAAGCGGCGUUACAGUGAAAGCGUUUCAGCCGCUUCUGGAUCCCUGCUCUCCCUGCUCACCGUCCCCAGCCCCCCCAAGAUCUCUCAAACUACCUCCAGCAGCUUCCAGGGAUCUGCCUCGCAACCUCCGCUCCCUGCUCCUCCUCCUCCCGGCCCCCCAGAAGACCCUUCCCUCUCCGAGCUCCUGGAAAUCCACGACUGGAUCCUGAGCGGGGUUAAUAACGACUAGCACUACAGAACGCUUGUUCAAUUUAUCUCUCCUGGGUGUUUUAAUUAACUCUCCAAUCUUCCGCUGCAACGAUUCAAAGACAACUGAGAUCUUCAUCGAAGGAAAAUAUGUUAGUUUGUCAUAUUUGAGUAGUUUCUGACUCGCACACCACUGAAGCAAAGUGAUGCAUGACAUAUUUAUGUGUAUUUUCAAUUAAUCUUAGUCAUUUAUUAAAUCGUAUGUUCUGACAGGCUAGAUUUUACUCUUUAUCUCUUAAAUUAGAGCUUCCCUUUUAUGGUAAAAAACCACACAGAUGACCUUUAAACACGGCACUAAAGCUUCAGAAAUCGCCGCGAACAUCUCUGCGCUUGACUGCAGACACAAUCCACAACAGUUUAGUUUUUUUUUUUCAACUGGUUUCAAUUGUGCAAUAAAAUCAAGUGCGGAAAACCUUUAAUAAAUGAAUAGAAACCAGCAGCAAGCUUGGCAUCUUUUUCUAAAUAAAAUGCUGCGUCAGAUUUGCAUGCGAGUAUAUAGUG